Cylicocyclus nassatus is the source of this 1455-nucleotide messenger RNA. NCBI's taxonomy places the organism in Eukaryota, Metazoa, Nematoda, Chromadorea, Rhabditida, Strongylidae. The record is from the annotation of a GenBank genome assembly.
AGGUAGAUUUAGAUGUGGGUCUUUUUGGUACUUCUAGCUUCUUUCAUUAUUUCUUCGUACUGCGAACGGGAUACGGUUUCCAUAGUGGAUAGCGACAAAUAUUCUAUAGCACGUGAUAAGAAAUUCUUGAUAUAUGAUAUCAAUCAUGGCGAAGGAUUCAAUCUGAGAAGGGAUGUAUACAUGCGCAUUGCUAAUGCUGUGAGAUUAUUGAGGGAAUCUGGCGAACCAUAUGUUCUUGUCCUUCCGCCAUGGGGAGGCCUGUAUCAUUGGCAACAACAGGCGGUGAAAUUGAAAUGGUCUGUCUUUUUCGAUGUGCAAAGUAUGAAUGAGUUUGUGCCUGUCAUGGAGUUUGAGGAUUUUCUUGAAGAAAAUGGACAUAUCAUAGACCAAGUUGUCUAUCUACAACCGUAUGAAGAAGGAUGGACCAAGGAAUAUGUCCUUAAAUAUGAUCACAGAGAAUGCAUCGAUGGCUCGCGCUUCUACAAAAAUGAGAACAAUGCAUGGCGAGGAUGGUUCUUUUCAUUCAAUGAAGUAAAAGCUAAGAAUUUUGAAUGUUUAUCAGUGCAAGGAGAUUCUGAGAUUUUGAAAAAAAUCAUCAUGAACGAAUAUUCUGACAAGAGUAGCGUUUUCAUUGAUCGUGCGGAGGCUAUACUUCAUCAAAAUUAUGGCGAUGUCUAUUACUGGCAAGCAAGACGUAGUAUGCGUUAUGCAAAGUAUCUAAUUGAAGCUGGAAAUGAGUUCAGACGACUGAAGUUGAGCUCAACUGAUGAAACUGAUCGAACGCAGUUGCCUCCGUCUUUUCGUGACGAACGGGCGCAGCGCAAAGCUUUGGGAGGCGACUAUGUCUGUGCGCACUGGAGACGUCGCGAUUUCAUUCGUGCGCAUGGGAAGGAGUUACCAAGUGUGAACGGAACAGCGACAAAGCUAAACGAACUAUGUGACAAGAUCGGUGUCUCCCGUGUGUUUCUUGCCACUGACGCUCCUGAUUCCGAAGUUCAACAGCUCAAAGCCCUUAUGCGCUAUCCAGUUCUACAAUACAAAAACGACAAACUUCCAGAUGGUGCCGUAGCCAUCGUCGACCAGUGGAUCUGUGCCCACGCGCGUUACUUCAUCGGCAGUCAUGCGUCUACCUUUUCAUAUCGCAUCCAAGAAGAUCGCGAGAUUCUUGGAUUUCCGCCAAAAAGCACAUUCAAUCGUUUCUGCCCGGAUGAAGUGAAUGAAUGCGAGCAACCCGCGAAGUGGACGAUAGUCUAUGAUUAGGAUCACUAGGGCUUUAAAGAGCAUUUUUGAGUUUUCUAACUGUAUCUCUUAUAAAUUAAAACGUUAGGAUCAAUAGUUUCAUUACCUUAAAUUAUUGAACUUAAAACUUCUGUAUAUUUGUUCACAUUUGCGGUGCUCUGCUUUGCCUUUAUUUAUUUGAUGUGAUCUGAUACCUGAUACUAAGCCUUUCAUCAU